AUGGCAAGGCAGAAAAAGACAACUGUUAUGAUGGUUUUUGGUUGUCGCCUACCACUCAUUGCGAUCACCGUGCUCCGCCUCAAGUAUCUCACCGCUGGCCUUCGGUCUUCCGACCCUACCCUUGACGACCUACCUACGGUUCUCGCGACCCAGGUAGAGCUCGGAUGGAGUCUUAUCUCUGCCACUGUUCCCUGUAUUAAUCCCUUCAUAAGAGCCGUCAGCACAAGGUAUGGAGCUAUGGAUUCAGAGACCAUGAUGGACGGUAACCACAUGUACGAUACGCGCAAACCAAAAGGCGCUCACAGCAGCUAUGGGCUUCGAUCCAUCUUUUCCAGGAAGAACGCCCUUAAUUUCAAGCAAUCCGAGAAACCGGUCACUUCUGUACACUCCGGUCGCCGCGAAUCAGCAGCGCAGGAAAUCAUCAUCCACGCAGAAGGAAAGGAUUAUGACAGAGACGCAAGAAGUCCGCAGAUCUACCGUGGCGAUCAUUCUUCGAACACCGCGCGAGUCUUCUCGGAAGGCCGUGUCGACGCUGACAGUGUUGAUGAAGAGAGCAAUGACAGCACCAAGAUGAUCAUCAAGAAAGAGGUGCAGUGGUUCGUGGAAAGCGACAAGAAUACCGUCUCCACUGUGAAUACUGGUGGUGCUUCGUUGGAAAUGGCGGAUCAGACCACCAAGGCUUCCACGGAGCUUUGA
Molecule: messenger RNA, 696 nt
Organism: Endocarpon pusillum Z07020
Lineage: Eukaryota; Fungi; Ascomycota; Eurotiomycetes; Verrucariales; Verrucariaceae
Exons: 2
Coding region: 1-696 (231 amino acids)
Source: RefSeq, a predicted model, not a curated record